Messenger RNA from Penicillium odoratum, 1170 nucleotides. Its product is annotated as cysteine hydrolase family protein. Lineage: Eukaryota; Fungi; Ascomycota; Eurotiomycetes; Eurotiales; Aspergillaceae. The transcript is spliced from 4 exons. The record is from RefSeq and is a predicted model, not a curated record. The coding region runs from base 1 to 1170 and encodes 389 amino acids.
AUGGCGAGCCCAUCUGAUUUGAACCUGGAUGCUCCGAGUGACCUCCAGGACAUUCCUGAGCUGGCUAUGCAAUUGAUUCCCCCACCGGAAGGGACAUAUCCUGAUAAAAAUACCCUGCUCGCCGCUGUCCAAGAACAUGCUAAGGCCCAUGGAUAUAAUGUGGUUGUCAAAUCGUCCAGUACCCCCACGGAGAAGAAACCAGGUCGCACUGCGAAGGUGUGGUUGCGCUGUGAUCGUGGUGGACAUUAUCGACCACGGAACGGUCUCACUGAGGAGACGCGCAAGCGCCGGCGCACAUCACGGCUGAUGGACUGUCCCUUCAUGCUAGUUGCGGCUGGGUCUCCUGGGAUCUGGUCUCUGACGGUCCUUAAUGCAACUCAUAACCAUGGGCCUGUCAUUGAGAAGCAUCGCCCGAUCCCUCAACACAAGGUCCGCAAGGGCCAGCUGCCAGCUAUCCCAUAUGACUGGCCACAUGAUGCAUCUUUUACACCAUAUACCACCGCACUCGUUAUCAUUGAUAUGCAAAAGGAUUUUUGCGCUACCAAUGGAUAUAUGGAAUUCCAGGGAUACGAUAUAUCUGAAGCACAGGCGCUGAUCCCAAAAAUCCAGAGGCUAUUGAUGGCAUUCCGCACCGCAGGCUUCCCAGUAUACCACACACGUGAAGGUCAUCGACCAGACUUAUCAACUCUUUCUAGCCGGGAGGCGCACCGUUCCCGCAACAAUGCCUCUGGCCUCGGCAUUGGCGCCACUGGACCGCUGGGCCGUCUGCUCAUCCGUGGGGAAGAGGGCUGGAACAUCGUGGACGAGUUGACCCCAUACGCAGACGAGCCAGUCAUUGAUAAGCCAGGACGGGGCGCAUUUGCUCACACUGACUUCGAGCUUCUCCUUCGUAAUAAAGGCAUUAAAAACCUCGUCAUUGCGGGUGUCACCACAGAUGUUUGUGUAUCUUCGACCAUGCGUGAAGCUAACGACCGCGGAUUCGACUGCGUGGUUCUCCAUGAUGGAACCUGUGCCGCUGACCCAACACUUCAUGCUAGCACAAUCGACUCCGUCAAGAUGGAGGGCGGCAUCUUUGGAGCCGUCGCCAAGAUCGAGGACGUGGUGCAUGCAGUCGAAAACUUCAAGUCCAUCACCAUGAAGAAGCUGGCUCCCCAGAUGAUGCCAGUUUGA